Molecule: messenger RNA, 1150 nt
Organism: Colletotrichum acutatum
Lineage: Eukaryota; Fungi; Ascomycota; Sordariomycetes; Glomerellales; Glomerellaceae
Product: mitochondrial carrier domain-containing protein
Exons: 5
Coding region: 33-857 (274 amino acids)
Biological process (GO): transmembrane transport
Source: RefSeq, a predicted model, not a curated record
UUUCCAGUACCAGUUCGCCGCAGAUUCUGGUCAUGUACCCUUUGGACGUCGUCAAGACACGAGUGCAACUCCAAACCGGCAAGGGCGUAGGUGCCGACCACUACAAUGGCAUGGUUGACUGCUUCCGCAAGAUUGUCCGCAACGAGGGCUUUGCGACACUCUACCGCGGUAUCACCGCUCCCAUUCUCAUGGAGGCUCCCAAGCGUGCUACCAAGUUCGCCGCCAACGACGAGUGGGGAAAGAUCUACCGCAACCUGUUUGGCGCCGCCAAGAUGAACCAGUCUCUCUCCAUCUUGACCGGAGCCAGCGCCGGUGCCACCGAGGCCUUCGUCGUCGUCCCCUUCGAGCUUGUCAAGAUUAGACUACAGGAUAAGGCCUCUGCCGGCAAGUACAGUGGCAUGCUCGACGUCAUCCGCAAGACCGUUGCCGCCGAGGGUGUCCUGGCCAUGUACAAUGGCCUCGAGAGCACCAUGUGGCGCCACAUUGUCUGGAACGCCGGUUACUUUGGCUGCAUUUUCCAGGUCCGCGAACUCCUCCCCAAGGCCGAGAACAAGGCCGGCCAGGUCACCAACGACCUGAUCUCCGGUGCCAUUGGUGGUACCGUCGGUACUAUCCUCAACACCCCCAUGGACGUCGUCAAGUCCCGCAUCCAGAACAGCCCCAAGGUCCCCAGACAGACCCCCAAGUACAACUGGGCUUGGCCCGCCGUUGCCACAGUCGCCAAGGAGGAGGGUUUCAGCGCGCUGUACAAGGGUUUCCUGCCCAAGGUACUCCGUCUCGGUCCCGGAGGCGGUAUCCUUCUCGUCGUCUUCACCGGCGUCAUGGAUUUCUUCCGCACCCUCAAGACCAACGCUUAAAUCCGCACCUGGAAUGGAACAGAGUAAAAUUUUUAGAGAAAGAGAGAGACAACCGGAGGAUUGUACAUCUUGUACAGGCAGAUACCAACACCGGGGCUUUUUGGAUUCUGGCGCUCAGCAAUGCAAUCAUUUUCAAAUCUUUAGGCUUCACCUUUUCUAUUCCGUGGCUCUUGCGAAUGGCAAGAUACGUUGCCCGCCAAAGUGACAUCUAACUUUGUGUGACCAGAUACCUUGACUGGCAUUGCUAUCGCCUGCCGCGAGCUUUGCGUUGUUGAAGACUGAAUUGGGCCUUG